AUGGAACAGGUAACAAGCCAAACAACCAAACAAUCAACCAACUGCCUGACCAAGAGCCCAACAGUCAACCGACCAACCGAGCCAUCAGCCAAAGAACUAAGCUACCGACAAUGCAACAGUUCACACAAUGCUUCCAACAUACCUACCUUUCAUCUAUCCGCAUCAACUAGCCCCAAACUGGGGAAUAAAUCAACAUGCCUUCAUUAUGGUCAAGAUGCUGCACCUCAGGCUUGCAUCACCAGACCAAACCACGCCCUGACAGGCCCGACUGCAAUGCGCCAAGCCAUCAAAACGGCACACACUCUUCGGCGUGUGCACAGCUGCACACUCAAUCACAAUCACAAUCACAACCCUCGGGCAUGCAACAUCAACCUUUGCCUAUACCCCAACCUCACGGCCGGCCGGAUUGGGCCAACGAGGGCAAAGGGGGCCAACCGAACCCAUCCAAAUGAAACAGGCGAAAACCAUCCUGGCAAGCUAGUCCUACAAAAUCACACUCAUGCUAAAACCUCCCGGCUUUGGGCACAUACUUCUGCAGAAUUAGGCGCGCAAACUGGCCGAAGCCUUUGCGCCUAA
Molecule: messenger RNA, 576 nt
Organism: Protopolystoma xenopodis
Lineage: Eukaryota; Metazoa; Platyhelminthes; Monogenea; Polystomatidea; Polystomatidae
Source: the annotation of a GenBank genome assembly